Molecule: messenger RNA, 658 nt
Organism: Austrofundulus limnaeus
Lineage: Eukaryota; Metazoa; Chordata; Actinopteri; Cyprinodontiformes; Rivulidae
Product: ubiquitin-conjugating enzyme E2O
Source: RefSeq, a predicted model, not a curated record
UUUUUUUUUUUUUCACGCCACCGUCCUCCUCUAGCUCUGCAUCACUCCCUUGACAACAGCAGCGAUGGCGGAGCCCGGAGCAAUGGAUGAAACAGCGACGGCAGCAUCACCGACGCCGGGCCUCUCUCCAGCGGCCAGCCCGGGCUCGGAGCCUCCCUCAACGGCCCUGUCCCCCACGGCGGACGGCUCCCAGCGGCUGCUCUUCUCGCACGACCUGGUCUCCGGACGGUACCGGGGCUCUGUCCGGUUUGGCCUCGUUCGGAUGAUCCACGGCGAGGAAGAUUUCAACUCGGACUCGGACCUCGACGACGGCGGAGGGAGAGGCGGCGGGGAAGGGGGAGGCGGGGGCGGCGGCGGAGGAGGUCGGUUGCCCUGCGGUUCGGACACCGAGAGCGCCCUGGACACCCCGAGUCGGCCUCUGGGCAGGGGGUUUGUUCGCGUCCAGUGGUACCCUGAAGGAGCCAAGCAGGACAUCAGGGAGACAAAGCUAAAACUAGAGGAUCGAUCGAUCGUCAUCAGAGAUAUUGUGCGACGGAACAAUUCCAGUGACAACCAAUGUGGUAUUGUGACCAACAUCGACAUCGAGUGUGCGGUGAAGCUGGUGGGAACAAACUGCGUUCUGUAUCCAGUCAACAGCCAAGACCUGCAGCACAUCUGG